UGUGAUAUUGUAGGGUUCACGGAUGUUGAUAUGUGAUCACUUAAAGCCGCCGGAUCCAUACAACCAAAUUGUUGAGUCACACUUAUGCGACACUGGAUUUUAUUAUGUUUUCCAGAUUGUAGUUAUCCAAUGUCAGUCAGCAAUGAUUAAUGCUCUGAUUGAGAGAUGACGGUCUGAGACUCACACAUUUUAUUUUCCGGUUGGUGAGUGUGCCGUGACCUUGGAGGAUGUGGCAAUAAUUCUCGGUCUGCUGACAAAUGGUCUUCCGGUUACAGGACCGACCAUGAGUAGUUUUGAGGCAUUGGAGGCCGAGUGCUUGCAUCAAUUUGGGGUUGUACCGAGGAAGACGGACUGUAGAAGAAGUUUUAUAAAAUUAACGUGGUUUAGAGGUUUGAAAGAUCGUAUAGUGUUGACUGAUGAUGUUCACAUUUAGAUAUAUGUAAAGUGUUACAUAAUGUUGUUAUUUGGGACAAUUCUGUUUGGAGAUAAGUCGGGUGCAUCGCUGCACUGGAAAUUUUUACUUUUGCUCCGUAACUUUGCUGGGAUCAUACAAUUUAGUUGGGGUUCGGCAUGCCUGGCACACUUGUAUAGAUCAUUGUGUAGGGUAACUCGUGUCGACUGCAAAGAGAUGGACGGUCCACUGACACUGUUGCUUACUUGGGCUUGGAUUCGGCUACCAUUUCUUGCGCCGAUUCCCGGCAACCCUCGAGGGUUUCCGAUUGCAAACAGGUGGCGUAACUGGGAUCGUGAAAACUAUGCCUACCGAUAUAAUUCGCUUGUGCACUACAGGAGGUUGUUAGAUGAUCUACAAGAAGAACAUUUUGUUUGGCAGGCUUCUGGCAUUGGAGGCAUUGACCCAGAUGUGAUUCCUUUAGACAUCCGUCAUAAUUCGGUUAUUUGGAGUGCCACGAUGCCGCUAAUAUCUUUUGAAUGCAUUGAGUGACAUGCAUCCGAUAGAGUCAGGAGGCAAUUUGGCUUGAGACAGGGUGUUCCUAAUCAAGAGCGGGAUCUAGGUGCAUCACACAGCGAAGUUCUAAUUGGGCCUAAGAAUCAAGAUUGGGCCGAUACCCACUCUUUUUGGGUGAUGCAGUGGACCAAUCGGUAUAGUCACAUUCUUGCUGAUGACUUGGUGCCUUUACAUUAUCCAUUUGAAAUUUACAUGCAUUGGUACCGAGAAGCAUUCGGUGCCCACUUGCAAUUGUCGAACCUUGUAUUUCAAGAGAAUCCAGAAGGUUCUCCACCACCACCGCCACCGGCACAAUAGGGGGGUUGAGUAUUUUGCACCAUAUAUUCCUGACACGCAUCCGUCUGAUUAUUUUUCAGCGUCAGUCCCGGUACAUCAACAGUAUUGGGGUAGUCCAUAGUUUGAGUCAGGGGAGCAAGCUUCAUUCAGUUAGCUGCUUGGUUUCAUGGCUCCGGGGCCGGGUCACUCACAUUCAGGUAAUUAUGUUGAUAUUCCCACCGACCAUCAAGUACAUCCGGGUGGUAUUAAUCCAGUUCGAAGGUCAUUGGAUUCGAGACCUCGGGUUCGCACUUCCUCUGAUAAUUCUAGAGCCAGAAUGUCUGUUGACUCGAGUAGGAGUGCUGAAGCGGCGGGAGGGAUUAUACAGAGUGAAAACCUAGACGUAUUCCGAUGAGUCUGAUUCAAGAGAGUAAUAAGGCAGUUGAUGAUGAGACUGAUGACUACCUAGUAGACCAUCCAGAGGAUGAGGAUGAUGACAACGACGAUGCUGUCGAUGAUGAGCCGGCCGCUCAAAAUGAUGAAGACUGCGACGAUGAUCCAGCACCUAGUGCAGGUACAACCACAAGUGAAAAAGGUAAAAGUUACAAUCUUAGAGCUGAUCCUCCAUGUCGGAGUGCGAAUCGGUAUACCCCUAUCCGCUUUUAACAGGAUUGCCAAGAAGUGCAAAAAGUUAUGCAAAGAUGUGAAGUGAGCAGCGAGGAAAUAAAGUGUUUGAUGUUGUUAUUUAAGUUGUAUGGAUUGAUUGUGUUAACUAAGUUGUUGUAACUAUUUUGUAAUGGACUAUGUUAAUUAAGUUGUAUGGAU
Messenger RNA from Arachis ipaensis, 2047 nucleotides. RefSeq names its product serine/threonine-protein phosphatase 7 long form homolog. NCBI's taxonomy places the organism in Eukaryota, Viridiplantae, Streptophyta, Magnoliopsida, Fabales, Fabaceae. The record is from RefSeq and is a predicted model, not a curated record. Gene Ontology annotation, biological process: meristem maintenance; meristem development.